This is a messenger RNA of Brettanomyces nanus, 1656 nucleotides long. RefSeq lists its product as uncharacterized. The coding region runs from base 1 to 1656 and encodes 551 amino acids. Lineage: Eukaryota; Fungi; Ascomycota; Pichiomycetes; Pichiales; Pichiaceae. The transcript has 3 exons. Gene Ontology annotation, cellular component: endoplasmic reticulum. The record is from RefSeq and is a predicted model, not a curated record. Gene Ontology annotation, molecular function: ubiquitin binding.
AUGGGAGUUUGGGAGGAGGAAAAGCUUCAACAGUUUAAAGAGGUUACUAAUUACGACGAAAGCACAGAGCAAGAAAAAGUUCUAAAACUAUUGCGUGUAUGCAAUUGGAACCUUGACAGUGCAUGUGUUCGAUACUUUGAUAACGAUUUUCCCACGCUAUUGGAUGAUGAGACAUUGAACCAUGAAGUGAAUGCAUCUAUUAAUGAAAGGCCGCCUAUGAGGGAUCCUUUCAACGGUGCCGGAAUUGGCGGGAGUGCUAGUGCAGGAGUGUUUGAUAAUAGGUUUCUGGACCUCAUACCCAAAUUGCCGAAAGCCGUAACUAUUUCGAACAAUUGGAAGUUUCAGAUUGGUAUAUUACAUGGGCAGAACAUUAACAGGGGUCAUGUUUCAAUGCUAGCACCAGUGGUGUUUAUAUUGAUGCUUUUUCCUAGAUUGUUGUGGGCCUUAGGCUGGGGGUUGGAUAAAUUGUUGGGAUCGACAUUUCCAAACGUAUUCAGGUUUUUAGGUUAUCGAACGGGUCCGACUGAUUUCCCUAGAAGGCCUCUCUACUUGACGAAAGAGGAGAUUUCUCAUUAUGAUAUUAAGAAUUACAUAGACGAGACACUAGGCGAAACCUCUGAUUUGCCUGUAUUUAGGGGAGGGUUCAACGAUGCAUUCAACAGGUCGAAGUCCGAGCUGAAAUGGUUGGUUUGUGUAUUAUUAAAUUCACAGUCGGACACUUCCCGGAAGUUUGUCAAGACGUAUUUGAAUGAUGAACGAUUCAUUGAAUUUGUUAAGAGAGAUCAGAUGAUUUUAUAUAUUGGAGACGUCAGUUAUCCGGAACCUCAUGAGGUGGGCCAGGUUUAUUGUGCUUAUUCUGUUCCCUUUAUUAGUCUUAUUUCCAAUGUUUCCGCUACGGGAACAACUAUGCCCAUGAUGUCGGUGGUUUCCAAGCACCAAUCGUUUGAGGGUGACAAGAGAUUCACACCUGAAGAACGUAGGAAACUCAUGAGAAGACUCACAAGGAUAGUGCAAAGAUAUGAACCGCAGCUGAUAGUUCAGAGGACUGAUAAACAAGAAGCUGAUCUUUCAAGGGUUCUCAGAGAACAGCAGGACAGCGCCUAUCAAGAAUCAUUAAUUAAAGAUAUGAAGAAGCAGGAACAGAAAAAAAGGAAGCAAAUAAUACAGCAGCAACAAUUAGAAGAAGAAGAGAGGCAGAGGGAAUCAUCAGAAAGAAGAAAAAGGCUGCGCAAGGCUGCCAUUUAUCAUUAUUACAUUCAAAAGUACAAUAGAGACACGAGUUCGUGGAUCAGAGGAGAAUAUACCACGAUACAGCUAAGAAAUAAUAAGGGACAAAGAGUGAUUAGAAAAUUUAAUAAGGAGGAUACAACGUUUGAUGUCUUCAUGUUUGUUGAAUGCAGGGAUUAUUUACUAGCUCAUGGGGAUCAGUCCGAAAAUUGCGCUAUUAAAGUAUUGAAAGCAGAUUCUAAGGAUGAACAGACUGACGGUCCUUUUGAAUAUAAGUUUAAGUUCGAUUUGAUAUCUCCUAUGCCAAGGUUGAGGCUGAAUCCGGAUCGUGAACAGUUUUUGGCUGAAGUUGGUGAACUUUGGCCCAACGGCUCGUUAUUGAUUGAAAAGGUGGAUGAAGAAGAAACCGAUAGCGAAAGUGACGUGUAG